Eimeria mitis is the source of this 1986-nucleotide messenger RNA. RefSeq lists its product as uncharacterized. NCBI's taxonomy places the organism in Eukaryota, Apicomplexa, Conoidasida, Eucoccidiorida, Eimeriidae. The transcript has 2 exons. Gene Ontology annotation, molecular function: methyltransferase activity. Gene Ontology annotation, biological process: translation. The coding region runs from base 1 to 1986 and encodes 661 amino acids. Gene Ontology annotation, cellular component: nucleoplasm; nucleolus. The record is from RefSeq and is a predicted model, not a curated record.
AUGGUGCCUCUCCGCGGCUCCGUCUUCUUUUCUGCUCGUCGCCGUCCUCUCUCCACUAUCUUUUCCUCUUCAAACCUCACCAGUGUCCGUACACCCGAACUUUCAACAGCUUUCCUCCCUGCAGCAGCCCCUAGGCAUUCUGCUGCUGCCUCAGCCAGGCCAGCAGCAGCAGCAGCAGAAGCAGCAACCGAAGUAACAGCAGCACAAAGAUCAGCAAGAAAAGCUCCAGCAGCAGCAGCAGGAGCAGCGGCGGAAACAGCAGCAGCAGCAGCAGCAGCAGCAACAGCAAAGUCAGCAGCACCAGUGCUCGCUGACCCAAGGCCAGCAGCAAAUGGAGUUCCUUCGUCUCCUCCCCCGCACAUUCAAAAGCCCCCCCUGAGCUCUUCUGCAUUUCUGUCUUGGCGCCACAGGCGGCUCUCUUCUCGCGCUUUUGCUUCUAGCUGCAGCAGCAGCAGCAGCAGCAUCAGCAGCAUCGGCAGCAGCAGAGAGAGUUGUAGCAGUACCACCAACAGCGAGAACAACAACACCAGCAGCAGCAACAGCAGCAGCAGCAGCAGCAACAGCAGCAGCAGCAGUAACCCUCGUCCUCAGUGCAGCUCAUGUCCUGCUUCUUCCUCAUGCAGCAGCAGGAACGGCAGCAGCAACAGCACCCCCACCACUCCCCCCACCACUACCACCGCCACCAGCAGCAGCAGCAGCAGCAGCAGCAGCAGCAGCAGUGUGGACAGCGUGCAUCGUGGUUAUUUAUUUGAUCGUAUGUCUGACUCUCCACGUACAGAUAUUUCAUCUUUUUAUAAACUAAGUGAGUUAGCUGCAUGCACCCUGAAGCCGGUGCGUUUGCCGCAGAGUAUACAGCAGAAGCUGCUGCUGCUGCUGCAGCACGUGGGCAAGAAGAAAGAUCUAGAAAAAAUAGGAAAGCUGCUGGCGGAGAAAGCAGCAGCAAGAACCUCUGUUGAGCUGCCGCGGGUGCUGCCCUCGUUGCUGCUGCCUGAGGCGCAGCAAAUAGCGAGAGAAGCUGUCGCUAGGAAGCAGCAGCAGCAGCUGCUGCAGCAGCAGCUGCAGCAGCAGCAGCAGCAGAUGCAGGAUGAGGAGGAGGAGCAGGAUAUAGAUGAAGAGCAGGAUAUGUUAUCUGCUGCUGCUGCUGCUGAUGCUGCUGCUGCACUGCAGCAGCAGCAGAAGAAGCAGCAGCAAAGGAGCAGCAGCUCUGUGCUUCUGGGUCGUGACAGUGCAGCUCUGCGUUCUUUACCUGGAUACAAAGAAAUCCUAAAAACUCAUAUUGUUCCUUCGAUAGGUUUAAUAGAACAAGAAGCACUAGCAGCAGCAGAAGACAAAAGACAUGCACUGUAUAGACAGCUGAUGGGGGGUCAUUCCCCAGCAACAGCAGCUGCCUAUACAGCCCAUCGUUUCUCGGGUGUAUAUGCAUCUCUUCUUCGUAUAUUAACCGAAAUAAAACACAGAUGUUCAGACUUUAAACCCAAAAGAAUACUGGAAAUGAAUGCUGCUUUUGCUGCUGGGCUUCUUGCUGCGCAUGCGGUGUAUGGACAGCUGCUGCGGGGAGAUGCAGCAGCAGCUCCUUGUAAACAGAACAAAGUCAAAUACGCAGAUAUAGAAACACAACUAUCAGCAGCAACAGCAGCAGAAGCAGCAGCAGCAGCAGCAGCAGCAGCAGCAGCAGCAGGAGCAGAUGCUGGUGAUGGUGAUGAUAAAGGGUUUGAGUUUCUUAUGGCGGUAGAACCCUCAAUGCAUCUAUCCAGCAUAGGUAAAUAUCUUCUCUCUGACUUAACCCCCCAAGUACAGUGGCAGCUAGCUCUUUACGAGGAAGGAACAGGCUCCCCUUCUCCUGCAGCAGCAACACCAGCAGCAGCAGCAGGAGCAGCAGCAGCAGCAGCAGCAGGAGCAGCAGCAGCAGGAGGAGAGAGCGAGAGAGAUGUUUAUACACGAACUCAAACCCCAAAACUUUUAUUUUAUUUCUCCUUGCCCCCAUGA